CCGAACAACAGUGGGCCAGCCGUCGUCGCGGCCCCGUCUCAUUAUCUCGUGUAGAUAGAAUGCGUGACGUUAAAUAUACUUCUUCUUCCGGUCAGACGAGAGUCGAGCUUGUGCUGUCACCUUCUCAACCGGGAAACAUCCCGCGUGCCCCCUCACCGACGUCGAAAUGUGGCUGCUACCCACUAGGUAGGUACUGUCCCCUUCCAGUCGCCUCGCCUCGCCCUUCGCAGCCGAUUCCCCACAUACACACGGUGACUGAACCCCUCUCCAUCGCCCGCCUCCUCCAGCUUCGUGCGCAGCCAGAUGGUGUACGCAGCCAGAUGGCGCGUCUGGCGAAUGGGAUCCGGGAGACCCGCAACGUGCCCUGCCCUGGAGGAGCCGGACCGGGGUGGCCGGGCCCAGCACGCGAAGUCCGACGCUGCGACCUCCCUAGUUCGGCGUCGUCGUCCCUCGCCUCAAUGCCCUCUAAGGGCAACAGGGCGUAGUCGAGGCGGGCUGGCCCGCGAAGUAGCUGCACCUGCCGCUGCAGGUCCCAAUAUCGCAUCCUGACGCUAUGCCGCUACCGGAUCUCGGAAUCGCGAGCCGCGACGGGGUAUUUAAGCUGCCCGCCGACGCCAUCAGCGCGAGAGGAUUCUCGCUUCUUCGUCGCACGCCCGCUUUUCGCGACUUACACUCGCUCUAAUUUUGCCACUGAGCGGACCCAUCCUCGUCGGCCAUCUUCGCUGCCCACCAUGAUCGCGCUGCUCCUCGCCACAGUCUCCCUGGCCGCGAGCGCCCUGGGCGCCUCCCUGCGGUACCAGAAGCCGCAGCCCGUGAACACGACGACGUGCAAUGGCGUCAAGUACGAGUACCACGAGCUCGCUGGCUAUGGGCUCGUCGUCUCCGACGCAAUCGACAAGUUCGGCGACACCCUCGGCGGACUCGGCUCGGCUAUCCACAUAGACCGAAGCACGUGGAAGAGGCUCGACAAUGGGAGCUACUCGGGCGUGCUAUGGGCCCUUCCCGAUCGCGGAUGGAACACUCAAGGGACCUUGAACUUCAACCCCCGAGUCCACAAGUUCAACAUCGUCUUCACCCCCCAGCCCAAGGCGACCGUCGAGAACCCGUCGGGCCCGAACUUAUCCUUUGAGUACCUAGACACCAUCGCUUUCACCGGGCCCGACGGCACGCCCUGCACGGGACUCGACGCCGACGGUAGCGGGCACAUCUCUUUUCCCGGCUUCCCCGAACUGCCCGCCGCGACCUACACCGGCGACGGUUUCGGCGGAGAGGGACCAGGCGGCAAGCGCAUCUCGGUGGAUGCUGAAGGCCUCUACGUGAAUGACGACGGCUCGUUCUGGGUCUCUGACGAAUACGGCCCGUACAUCUACCUAUUCGACGCCGAGGGCAAGAUGCUCACCGCGAUCAAGCCCAACGACGCCAUCGUGCCCUUCCGCAACGGCACGCUCUCUUUCUCCGCCAACAGCCCGCCCCACUACAUCAACAACGGCCAGGGCGACAGCGUCAACCCCCAGGACCCCGAGAGCGGCCGCGACAACAACCACGGCUUUGAAGGGCUCAGCGUUUCGGAGGACGGCAAGACGCUGUGGGUAUUGCUGCAGGCCGCGACCGUGCAGGAGGGCGGCCUCGAGAAGCAGACGCAGCGGUACACGCGGUUCCUGAAGUACGACGUGGCGGAGCGGCUGGCGCCGGCGUACGCGGGGGAGUGGGUGGUGCCGCUGCCGCUGUUCCGGGACCCGGAGGCGAAGCCGUCGAAGAACCCGAAGGCGGCGGCGCAGUCGGCGCUGCACGCGCUGCCGAACGGCCAGUUCCUCGUGCUCGCGCGCGACUCCAACGCCGGCCGCGGCGCCGCCGCCGCGCUCUCCGUCUACCGCCAGAUCGACGUCGUCGACGUCGCCCGCGCCACCGACCUCCGCGCCGCCGCCGGCCGCUACGACUGCGCCGCCUGCGCCGUCGCCGACCCCGCCACCGGCGCCCUCGACCCCGCCGUCGUCCCCGCCGACUACUGCCCCUUCCUCGACUUCAACGUCGACGCCCAGCUCAACCGCUUCCGCCUCCACAACGGCGGCGACCAGGACAGCGGCCUGCUGAACGAGAAGUGGGAGUCCAUCGCGGUUGUGCCCGCCGACCCGGCCCGCCCCAACGGCGAGGUCUUCGUCUUCAGCCUCAGCGACAACGACUUCAUCACCCAGAACGGGUUCAUGAACGGCGGCAGGUUCCGCUACGCCGACGAGAGCGGCUACAGCCUCGACAGCCAGGCCCUCGUGUUCAAGGUCCGCAUCUCGCAAUAAGCGCGCAGGGCCGUGCGCUUGGGGAUCCCGUAGCGAGUACAGAGACCGGGCUAGCACCUGCGGCGACCGAUCGGCAGGAACUGCGCUCCGUGUACAGAAUAUAUAUAUAAUGGGAACGAACGUGUACUAUACUAUACAGUUUAUUAUACCCAUCAAACCACCAUCCGUUCAAAUUUCCGUAUGUACCUACCAGAAUAUGCAGCUUUACGCAUAGAAUCCCACGGUUGACAGCCAUAUGCCGCCCACACCACAGCACUACGAACGAUAUACAAGUAGAGAGUAUUCGUACGAUCGAGCAUACGUAAAUGCUCAAGAAAGAUAUACACACCUGGGGGCCUAACCCUGCUUCUCCCAGCUCCCUCGCCCCGGCUUAGCGCCGGCCCACCAUCUCCUCGUAGUCCGGCAGGUCCCAGCCCUGGACCCGCUUCUCGCGGAGGACGUGAUGGAAGAAGUCGAGCCGGAAGUACGACGCCAGGCCCAACACCGCGUGCAUGAUGCCGACGCCGAGCGCCAACGAAGGCAGCAUGUUCCACACGCUGGCGUCUUCCGCGACCCCCCGCGUCACCUUGUCGACGUACGGGCGGAACGUGCGCUCGUACGCGGCGAGCGCGGCCUCGAGGCCGUCAGCGCCCGCGGCGUUGUCGUCGUCGUCGUGCUCCCCCCGGCCGCAGUGCCGCCCGAUUUCGCCCGCCAGGACGUACGCGCCGACGACGCCGCACGUCGUGCCCAUGCCCGUGUUGGCCG
This is a messenger RNA of Durotheca rogersii, 3035 nucleotides long. Its product is annotated as esterase-like activity of phytase-domain-containing protein. The record is from RefSeq and is a predicted model, not a curated record. The transcript is spliced from 6 exons. The coding region runs from base 732 to 2291 and encodes 519 amino acids. NCBI's taxonomy places the organism in Eukaryota, Fungi, Ascomycota, Sordariomycetes, Xylariales, Xylariaceae.